This is a messenger RNA of Camellia sinensis, 1261 nucleotides long. The record is from RefSeq and is a predicted model, not a curated record. NCBI's taxonomy places the organism in Eukaryota, Viridiplantae, Streptophyta, Magnoliopsida, Ericales, Theaceae.
AGGAUCAAAACAUAAUAAGUGGGUAUAACGAAGGACCACUUGUGUAAAUUGCAUCCUCGUUGUGUUCGCCAGCAUCUCUCAGCAUUUAAUGUCCAGCGACGGCGAAGUAGAGGAGCAACUGUAACCGAGGCUGUGGAAAUAUGCUGACCCUUAUCUUCAUUCUGGUUUCUCUCGCUUCAAUUGUUGCUGUUUUCUUCAAAUUCUGGACUGCCGAUGGGGAUUUCACGUUGAUGUCCAAAAAGCACGCAAAACGCGAAGAAAUUGAAGAUAAGGUUGUUUGGAUCACUGGGGCAAGCCGUGGCAUCGGGGAGGUUCUUGCCAAACAACUUGCAAGUUUAGGUGCUAAGCUUAUCAUUUCUGCUCGAAAUGAAGCUGAAUUAGAGAGAGUCAAGAAACAGCUUUCUGGUAAACAUGCACCUGAUGAAGUGAUGAUUUUACCAUUGGAUUUGGCAUCUGGGGAAGAUUCUCUAAGGGUAGCUGUACAGAGAGCUGAAUCAUUUUUUGCCGGUGCUGGUGUGGAUUAUAUGAUCCACAAUGCAGCCUAUGAACGCCCCAAAACUACAGCUUUGGAUGUAACUGAGGAAGGUCUAAAGGCUACAUUCAAUGUAAAUGUUAUCGGGACAAUAUCUCUUACUCGGCUACUAGCACUUUUCAUGCUUAAGCGGGGGAGGGGUCAUUUUGUUGUGAUGAGCAGUGCUGCAGGGAAGGCACCUGCACCAGGUCAGGCCGUAUACUCUGCUUCUAAAUUUGCUCUAAAUGGGUACUUUCACUCUCUGCGUUCCGAGCUCUAUAGAAAAGGAAUCAAGGUGACUGUUGUAUGUCCUGGACCGAUAAAAAUGUCAAGUGUUCCUGAAGCGAGCACCUCUGGCCAAAAGGGCUUUUCUGAGAAGCGUGUGUCAUCAGAGAGAUGUGCAGAGUUGACAAUUAUUGCUGCAACCCAUGGACUAAAGGAAGUCUGGAUAUCAUAUCAGGACACCAUUGCAGCGAGUUUGGGGAGUACUUUGGUCAAACGGCAAAUUUGGGUUCAAAGGUGGGCAUUGAGGCCUGUACUUGCAGUUAUGUACUUGGUGCAGUACAUGCCAACCAUUGGCUUUUGGCUUAUGGACAAGGUUGGAGCAAAACGGGUAGAAGCUGCUGCACAAAAGGGGAAUACAUACUCGUUGAAUUUACUAUUUGGAAAAAACAAGGCACUGUAAUUUUUGUGAUGCUUCAGGACACUCAUUUAUUAAAUACAUAGAUAAUCAAUCAACUCUAUAAUAUU